AUGACCAGCGCCGAGUUGAUACCGGCGCAACAGACGUACCCAUUGGUAACGCCAACGGACAGCGGUGAACAAGACUGGCCGGACUUUCUGACAGCCCUCAUGGAACCGUACACUUCCACGGAGUUGGAUAGCGUAGGCGUCUCGCUCGACACAUUCACAUACGUCGAGGACUCGGCUCUCAACCUCUCACCACCACUUUCGAGACUUGCCCAAAGCCACACAUCGGAUCGGACUAGAGUACAAGCUUCCCAGCAUGCUAGCUCUGUUUCUGGAUCCGUUACAAGUUCGAGUGACUUCAUGCCCGGCUCACUGGCCAGACCCCAUGGUAGCAGCACAGAUGAGACGACUUUCUUCCCACCGAGCCCUCAGAUCGCAUCAGGGGGGGCGUCCUCAGAUUCAAAGCACACCUGCGCACAGCACUACAGCCCUAGCCGUACGGGCUCCUCCGCCAGUCGACCAACCCGCCGCUGCCAGUGCCUCAUGCGGUUGCUUGACUUCAUGGCUCAGCUGUCGAUAGAACCGUCCCAAGCGUGGGACGCUGCCCCCGAUGGCGAACCUUCGACAAUCAAUACUCACUCAACAAGCCUCGAGCUCGUCAGCAAAGGUAUCAGAAAUAUAAGUGACGGGCUCGACAAGAUCUUGCAGUGUCCAUGCUCUCAUGACACUUUCCUGCUCUUGCUCGUCAUAUUCAAGAUCCAAGCUUGCUAUAUCGACGCCGUGAACGCCAUUACAAGCGAGGAUGAUGGCGGCGGCGUCAAAAACUUCCGGUUCAAGCUUGCUCCGCAGUCUUCGUGGAAUGAUGCACCUGAUGACGAUGACGACGACGACGAUGGCGAAGACUCCGGGGAUGAAGACCAGCGGCGCAUCUUCAUCCACUAUGUACUUUCGAGAUUAGCAGGUCUGAGGACUCUGAUCAUUCGACUAUCCGAGCGGCUUGUCGAGCCCAAGACCUUUCCGAGCGAAGCACGCCGGCCAACAGUACCGCAAGGCCCUCCGUAUUACUCAGUGGUUGAGGGCAAGAUCGAGAUCACGCCGUUGUCUGCGUCGUCGUUGUGCACCUUGGCGUCGGAUUUACAUAAUCGGUUAAAGGGUAUGUCACAGGCUAUGUCAGAGAAGCUGCGAGAAGUAUAA
Molecule: messenger RNA, 1131 nt
Organism: Colletotrichum costaricense
Lineage: Eukaryota; Fungi; Ascomycota; Sordariomycetes; Glomerellales; Glomerellaceae
Exons: 1
Coding region: 1-1131 (376 amino acids)
Biological process (GO): regulation of DNA-templated transcription; aflatoxin biosynthetic process
Cellular component (GO): nucleus
Molecular function (GO): DNA binding
Source: RefSeq, a predicted model, not a curated record